Messenger RNA from Marchantia polymorpha subsp. ruderalis, 5911 nucleotides. Lineage: Eukaryota; Viridiplantae; Streptophyta; Marchantiopsida; Marchantiales; Marchantiaceae. The record is from the annotation of a GenBank genome assembly.
CGCACGUCCAAUCGCUCGCUCGCUCGCUCCGAUGAGGAUGGGCGACGUCGUCGGAGACAUUGAGGUUUGCGUCAUUUGUUUGGUUUGGCUGUAUUUGCUUCGAUUGUGGCGGCAAGAGCAAGACGAAUUCACAAUUCCGCUGUUGUUCGCCGAUUGGUUUUACCAACGACCUCACUGCAGGGAUGCAUCGACUGUGUCCCUUGACCUACAGGCCGCCGAUUCUGCAACAUACUUCCUUAUAUCUCACAUUCCACCGAGAUUCAGCAUUGUUACUGAUUGAGACUUGCUUGUUGUUGAAUUUUUAUUGUUUUAAUGUAUAUGCCAUGUGAUAUGUAUUGUUGAUUUUUUUAUUUUAUUUUUAAUGUAUAUGCCAUGUGAUAUGUGUUGUUGAUUUUUUUAUUUUAUUUUUAAUGUAUAUGCCAUGUGAUAUGAGUGUGUGUAUGAUUAGAAAUUUGAUUUGUGUCUUUUUUUUCCCUUCCCCUUUGAUUAUAUUUACUUUUUGGCUUUUUUUUUCUUACAUUCUAGUAACAUGAAACCAUAAGCGGUAAGUUAAUUAUUCAGUUCAUCGCCUUAAACUAGAGCAAUUUAAUUCGAAAUGUCCAUGUGCCAGCGUGUGGUAGCGCUUAACUUAUUUGUGAACUACAAUGACUAUCGGUCUCAACAGGCAGCUAGGUCCAAGUCUGCGGGAGCGGUUUCAUGCCUAGGAUUAGAUUUACUUUUAUUUCUCUAUAUGAUUUAGAUGCUAUUAGUUGUUCGGAAAUGGACAGAAGAUUCUUGCUGCAUUGGCUUUCUUUGGGUUCCUUGUUCUAGACUGGUUGAAAUGCUGAAAACGGACUGAAUUUAGACUAGAGAUUGCAUUACGUAGGUGACUAAUUUGAAGUUUGAAGUUUAUGAAUGGACGGAUCGUCUGCAAUUGCUGAGGUUUAUUUUGAAGUAGUUGGAUCGAUGUCAUCGAUGUAGAAUUUCGGAACUUUAGAUUUGGCUUGCUGGACGUAGCUUAGAAUAGAUAGAACGGUGGCAAAAGGAAUUCUCAGGGCAGUCAGAGUGAGAAGCACAGUGGGAUGCAGAAGGUAAGGGAACUUGCACUGCUGGCGCUGAGAAGAAUCGAUCAGGAUCACAUUCAAGGAUUCUGAGAGUAAAUUCCGAAUAGUGGUCAGACACAGGCUAAGGGACAGUGGCAGGAUGUGGAAAAUGAACAGUUUUUAGCUCAUCAGAAACCUCAAUCGACCAUUGCCGUGGCAGAUGCUCAAUUAGUAAGGUAUUUGGUUGGUGGCUUAAGGCAGGAAAUUAACCUUGAAAAGGGUAGGUAUGUUGCAAAAAGAGGUAGCCAGCAGUGAACUGUUCUGAAGCAGAAAGGUACCUCUCAAUGUAGAUAACAGAGACCGCAGGUAAGUUCGCAAAAGGGGCAGCUAAUUUAUGACCACUGAGGUAGCUGUAGAUGCUUCGUGAGAUAUUCGAAACAGGAAGUGUAUGGUAUGUACAGUAUAUGACGAACCUCAUCAUCCAGUCUUCCGAUACAGGUAUAUAUUUUUUCAAUUAAGUCUCGUAUGGUAGUAAUUUGAGUACGCAAAAAUUGUGUUCGGUACCGCGAUUUAAAGGAGGCAUAUGCCAACAUGGUGCUGGCAUGACUGCAUUUGUAGAAAAAUUCCUACGCAUAGGAUAAGAUCUCAGACACCAGAAAGGUAACAUCUUAAGGUAACGAUUUGGAAAGACAAACACUGACUGCGAUGACAAAUGUGUGAGAUAUGAACGAAUGAGAGAUUAGAUAGUUGGAAGAUCGAUCGACGAUGAACACGUGCAGGGUGGGAUCUGAAGAAGUAGCUAAUAAUUCUUGCUCACUAACCUAUAAUCCGAAAACCGGUGCCUUGAAACACAGGCCCAUCUCACUAAUAUAAUGACAUGAAUUUUAGUGCAUACAUCCAUCAAUCACUAGUAAAUGAACCAAAACGAGAGGUAACCGUUGCAGGAUUUAUAACAAAAGAAGACUCGUGGACCCUCAGAUGGGUUAAGAAUCAAAAGAACUGCAUACAUUCGAAUUAUUCCUGUCUCUCGCAUGCCUUGAAACACAGGCUCGAGAACUGACUCUCCCAACUCAAAUCAAGAUAAUUGUAGUUAGGAAAUUUCAUAAGGUGCAGAAACAACAUUAACUUAACAAACUGAAGUUAAGCUGGAUAAUAUUCGAUGAAAUAGUACUAAGAACAUGGUAAGAAGUUCGAACUUGAUCUAUGCAUCAAAGUCUAACAGCAUGCUAACAAAACUAACCAACUCUAACUAACCAAUACUUCCGACUACCUAACCGGUGUGGAAGCUGCAAAUCCACCAUCGUAUCGAAACAUAAUUCUAUUAAUCUUUAAUAUCCGUAAGAAUAACGUUCUACCAAACAUACAUAAUUAUAAUUUUGAGGGAUCUCGAAGAACAAACCUCUUCAUAUCACUAAUUUGGCGGACAGAUUUUUUGGACCGCUGUUGAUACUGAACUAUGUUUGACCUAGACUAAAUUGUAAGAAAUACACAAAUCAACGCUGGUCAAAGUUUGAGAGCCUUGAAACACAGGCCUCAACUCAAUAAAAAUGUGAGAAUUCGAAAUGCUAGAAGCCGUAGUUCUGAUUAGAAUCAACGGGUAAUUUAGCAUAUAAGAAACUACGCUGACAAGAGUUCGAGUAUUAUCCUUCUCGAGAGAGAGCAUAUCUUUAUAUAAAACGCACGUUGAGAAUAAUUUAACGAUCAGAAAUUGACCAAAGAUGUAAAUUAGCAUAAUAGAUGGAAGCAGUAUUAACCAUGAAGGUCCUUCAUUAUUAUCGCUCUCUCGAGGGCUCGUGCUACCUAGCACGGACUGUGCUGAGGCUGAGAAAUUAAAUCUCCGACGCGGGUCCACUGAUGAGCUGCUAACCUACGCAAGAUUGGGAGGAUAUGAAGAGACUCUUCCAGACUUAAAUAAGAGUGAGAGAAAUCGGAGUUUGAUGGAAACUGUCAGCAACGAACAUAAAUGGACACACCAGUGAAAAUAAUUGAAUCUUGGGAUAUUAUUUCCCUUUUAAUAUUUCAAAUUGCUAUUCCACCGGCUUGGAGAGUUUCAACCAUAGUGUAACUUUGCCAGAGUUACUUGACAACGUCAAUUUGAAAUGGAUGAGUCUGGACUCAAAGAAGGUCUUCGUAAAUGGAAAAUACUGUCUUCUGAAAUCUUAAGUUUUCAAUUCCAGCAGAGCACGGAGGUGGUUUGGUAAUAUUUCAGUUUCUUCAUCUGGCUCCUUGCUCAGAUCAGAGCCCAUAGCUUGCCAAAAGCUGGAAGGUUGUGCUGCAGUCAAAACACCUUGUAAUGCGUGCAUGCGUCAUGUUUGUUUGUUGAAGGUCGAGCCCUGAGUUGGUCUUGCAUUCGUAAUAAAAAAUGCACAUGAAAUAAACCUGAAAAAAGAACAUCAAACAGAACCUUCUCUAUAUGCUAUUCCAAUAAAUUAGAAUCAAUUUUCCCGGUGCUGACCUUGGAUUUGCGUAAAUCAUGCGUCAUGCGUGUCUUCAGCCGGUUUUUGGUGUUGGAGCAUUGACUUUGCAUAGCAGCUACAGCUGGAAAAGCUUCACGACAGUUUUUGAGUCUUUCGUUACGUAAACAUGCAAAUGAGAAGCCCAAAUCUCAAGAGAUGAAGAAAUCUUCGUCUACGAAGAUCUCAGGGUUGUCAAGAACACGUGUUUUGACGACGGUAGAGUAUUUGCAUGGAACUCAGGAAAAAUUCAAACUAUGCCAUAAUGUGCUAUGCAGACAUCAGGUUACAAACUGGACGUGUAUUUUCGAACAAGUCGCCAGAUUUUUCCGAUUCGGGACUUCCUCUUCUUGAACGUUGACACCUCUUCACAGAAGAAGUUCUUGAAGGAUUCAUCUUGAGACAAACAGCUUAAAUUGAUCAUGUACUCUUCCUAAGCCAGGCCUACCUACAAGAGGAUAUGAGUGUGCAUAAUCAAGUGAAAAUACCGGUACUUAAGAGAUCACGUUUUUCACCUCUGUCAAGAAGCGACUGUAUCAAGAACGGAUUUCCUCUCGAGAAAACCUUCCACUCAUACUCCUUAUUCGUGCUACGUGGUGUAUAAUCUCCUCAAACUAUCUCCAUUGAUUCAGUGAUAGUUUAUGCAACACGUUGACCUUGGGAACCAAGGUUCAAGACGCUAUCGAGUCUGUCAUAUCAAGAUCCAUUACGCUGGCUGUCAUGGUUGAAUGGCACAUAGGAAAAACUUACAUGAUCAAAGACUUUUUCUGCCAUGAAUACAACGCUUGAAAAAAUUAACGCGAUUCUAUAUUAUGAUUUUGUAUAUGCACAUGCACGGACAGCAACAUUUUUUCCUCGUUCUUAGUGUUAUAGGAAAGACACGGCGUGUCAUGCCAUUUCCUAUAUAAGCACGGACGGGGAUCAAUUAUAUUCACAAAACAGUAUGGUUGGAUAUCAAUCUGAAAACCGACAUAGUUGUAUUGCGCUCCUUCGGCUCAGUUUUUCUAAAAGGACCAAUCUUCACUCGAAGCGUGCCACAGCACCUGCACUGCACUGCAGCUGCUCAGUCUACACGUCCGACUUGGUACUGGAGCCAUCAUCACUGGACUGGUAUCCAUGAAGUGACCUUGUGCCAGUGCUGGUUUGUUUUGAGUUCACAAGAUGGGUAUGAGAUCUGAACAUGAUGCGGGAUACUCUGCCCGUCGCACCUUUACUGUUUUGCAGAUUACUGUUAGAUUACUGUUUUUCUGUCUGCUCAGUUUGCAGGCUGGAGAGUCCGCUCUAGUCCCAGAUGGUGAUGCUAUUGACAACCAUCUCGGAAGCCACUGGCUGAUGAGAAAGCCACGAUCAGUUUCAGACCAGAAUCCUCCUCCUCAGUUUCCUGUCUCUGCACCACCACCGAUUUAUGGCCAUAUUCGAGGAGCACAUCCUCUCUGGGCACCGAAGAGUCCAACAGCAGUCCCACUCCCCCGCCCACCUACUCCUCCAUGUUGUCGAGAUCCCAAUCAUCCUCUGCCACCCCCUUCCAGUAGAGGUCCUCCUCCUCCUCCAUUUCCUCACCCUCCACCCCCUUUCAGUAGACGUCCUCCUCCUGCUCCGUUUCCUCGCCCUCCACCCUCUCCGCUUCCUCUGCCUCCACGCACAAUUUUCCAGGAUCCACCACCCCCUACAAUAUCAAUUGCUCCUCUUUCCAUUCGGGCUCCCAUGACACCUCCGACCCGGGCUCCAAUGACGACGCCUUCCCCUGAUUAAGUUUCCUCCGCCUCCUCUUCUGUAACUGCAGCAUGAAACCCGCAACAUCUCAACACAUCGUCUUCCAGCGGUAUCAUCCGGGUCGCUAGCUGUCCCAGGCUCAUAAAAUAGUCUUGAAAUUGAUAUGACCAAUGACAGGUGCUUCCAAAUCUUUCGACGAGAUUUGGCUGGGAAAUAAAAUGCUGGGCAUGUUCUACGUAGUAUUAGCAGCCGCCAGAUGUUCGACCAGAUGAGGGUUGAACAGAAACUAUGAAAAAGUAAUGUCCCAUGAUUUCAUAGGUUGUGCUUUUCAUGUGUAAGUUACACGGUCCAGUAAGUACAAGUAUGUCUGUUGUAACGUUUUACCUCUUCUGCAUUUGGCCCUAAUUUUGUGCUCAGGAGGUAGAUUCAUCAGUUGCGUUUCGACUCACAUCGUCAGCUGGUUUUUUGAAGCCUUACAAGUGAUCAUUUGAUGGCUUCGUUUUCUGGCACAAUCAGUACCACGUACAUAAAUCCACCUGAUCGUCAAUCUUAAUAAUAAGCGGUCUGUGUUUCUGUGCUUCUGUCCUUCUGAUGAGAAGUCUUAGAUGCAUGGUCCUAGGGCUUGUUUCCAGCCAAUUCAGGAUCCCAAGAGAAUCACUGAGCAAGUUGGAAGGUAGUAGAAACAUUUAAACUUCUUGGCCCAAAGGAUUUCUUACGCGAUGA